Helianthus annuus (common sunflower) is the source of this 2004-nucleotide messenger RNA. RefSeq names its product silicon efflux transporter LSI2. The coding region runs from base 1 to 2004 and encodes 667 amino acids. The transcript has 5 exons. Gene Ontology annotation, cellular component: membrane. The record is from RefSeq and is a predicted model, not a curated record. Gene Ontology annotation, biological process: transmembrane transport; arsenite transport. Gene Ontology annotation, molecular function: arsenite transmembrane transporter activity. Lineage: Eukaryota; Viridiplantae; Streptophyta; Magnoliopsida; Asterales; Asteraceae.
AUGGAUGGUGCCAAGGAUGUUCUCACUCCCAUGAGUGUAUCUAAUCCCCUCCUUCCGGUUGACUCCACCCCAACCGUUGAUCCCACCCAAUACCGAAAACUUGUUGGUUCCUUACAAUACCUAGCCUUUACUCGACCGGAUAUCUCAUUUGUUGUCAACAAACUCUCCCAAUUCAUGCACACCCCUAGACAAUCUCAUUGGCAAGCCCUUAAACGGGUUCUCCGCUAUUUGAAAGGAAUGGGCGUUACAGACUCUCCCUUGACACUUCGUGCAUUCUCUGAUUCGGGUUGGGGAUGGGUCAAUGUUGGAGGGCGGUCUACUACAGCAUAUAUUUUAUACCUUGGUGCUAAUAUUAUCUCUUGGCGUUCUUCUCGCCAAAAGACGGUCUCCCGUUCAUCUACCGAGGCCGAGUACAAAGCCGCGGCCAACGCAGCUGCCGAAAUCGAUUGGGUACAGAAUCUCCUUCAUGAACUUGGAAUUCCACCGCUACGCACGCCUCAAGAAUUGGGUAUGGCUCCUAUUGUGAAGGUGGUUCUAGGCUCUAUUGCUUUUGCUGUAUUUUGGGUUUUGGCUGUUUUUCCUGCUGUCCCCUUUAUGCCUAUUGGAAGAACAGCAAGGUCACUACUUGGUGCCAUGCUCAUGGUUCUUUUUCAAGUUUUAAAGCCUGAUCAAGCGUAUGAUUCUAUCAAUCUUCCAAUUCUUGGUCUUCUUUUUGGUACAAUGGUCGUAGGUAUCUAUCUUGAAAGAGCUGAUAUAUUCAAAUAUUUAGGCACGUUGCUUACAUGGAAAAGCCAAGGACCUAAAGAUUUGCUUUGUCGAGUUUGCUUAGUUUCGGCAGUUUCUAGUGCUUUUUUCACCAACGACACGUCAUGUGUUGUAUUAACUGAGUUUGUACUCAAAAUUGCUAGACAACAAAACCUCCCACCCCGUCCUUUCUUACUAGCACUUGCUUCCAGUUCAAAUAUUGGGUCUGCUGCUACACCGAUCGGUAACCCUCAAAAUUUGGUUAUAGCAGUUCAAAGCAAGAUACCAUUUGGGAAAUUCUUGUUGGGGAUUGUAUUAGCAAUGGUGGUGGGCAGUUGUGUAAAUGCUUUGAUUCUGUUAUGCAUGUUUUGGAAGGUGUUAUCUGUUCAGAAAGACGAAAAAGAACCUCCAACAGAGGUAAUUAACCGGCCAGAAGAAGAUGUGAAUUCGCAUAGGUUUUCACCCGCUACAAUGUCACAUCUUACAUCUCAAGAUCUCAAUGAAGCCAUAAAUAGUCAUACCUUUCCAGGUCGUAGUGGACGCAUAGACGUUAAUGCUCUUAGGAAUCGCGUAGUUGGUCUCGGUGAUGCAAAUGGCACGAAAGAUGUUAUGGAAAAUGGACCAUUGCACAAGUUUGCUAAAUGGAAGUUGAUAUUAUGGAAGAUAGGAGUUUAUGUUAUUACACUGGGAAUGUUAGUAUGUUUCCUCAUGGAAUUAGACAUGUCAUGGACCGCCGUUACAGCUGCAAUGGCUCUUGUGAUUCUUGAUUUCAAGGAUGCUAGACCAUGCUUAGAAAAGGUUUCUUACUCACGGUUGAUAUUCUUUUGCGGGAUGUUUGUGACCGUUGAAGGCUUCAAUAGAACAGGAAUCCCAAGUGCGAUAUGGAACUUUGUGGAACCUUAUGCCAAAAUUGAUCAAGUUAGCGGUAUCGCGGUUCUUGCUAUUGUGAUAGUUGUUUUAUCAAAUCUUGCUUCAAAUGUGCCAACAGUACUCUUGCUUGGAUCAAGGGUGGCAGCAGCGGCUGCUACUAUAUCACCCGAAAAGGAGAAAAAAGCAUGGCUAAUAUUGGCUUGGGUGAGCACAGUAGCCGGGAAUUUGUCACUACUCGGGUCAGCCGCUAUCCUGAUUGUGUGUGAACAAGCUCGUCGGUCUCAAAACUAUGGGUACAAUCUUACGUUUUGGAAUCACCUUAAAUUUGGUGUUAUUUCCACCAUUGCAGUUACAGCUGUUGGCUUGCCACUUAUUAUGUUUAUUGCAUAA